Molecule: messenger RNA, 2372 nt
Organism: Plodia interpunctella (Indianmeal moth)
Lineage: Eukaryota; Metazoa; Arthropoda; Insecta; Lepidoptera; Pyralidae
Gene: nero
Product: nero
Exons: 4
Coding region: 24-1013 (329 amino acids)
Biological process (GO): peptidyl-hypusine biosynthetic process
Molecular function (GO): deoxyhypusine monooxygenase activity
Source: RefSeq, a predicted model, not a curated record
UGACAUUGACGUGUUGAAAGCGCAUGCAUGUGAACGUAUUAGCAUUAGUGUAUUGUUUAACACUGAAAACUGCUGCUUUACUGCUGAAAACAAAAAAUAAUAUGACUCAAGUUAGUGAAAAUGCAGUUAGAAAUAUUGGUAAGGUCUUAAACGAUCCUAGCAGGCCGAUGAAGGAACGUUUUCGAGCGCUAUUCACACUUAGAAACUUGGGUGGGAAUACGGCUGUAGAAUGCAUCAGCCAAUGUUUUGGGGAUGAAUCUGUGCUUCUUAAACACGAAUUAGCUUAUUGUUUAGGACAAAUGCAAGAUAAAACAGCCAUUCCCAUCCUCAGGAGUGUGUUAGAAAACAAAAAUCAGGAUCCUAUCGUUCGACACGAGGCCGGAGAAGCAUUAGGUGCAAUUGGAGACCCCAAUCUCAGAUCACUCUUAGAAAAGUACAAGAAUGAUCCAGCGAUUGAAGUAGCUGAGACCUGUCAAAUUGCCUUAGAAAGGCUUAAUUGGGUUGCCGGUGAUGGCAGCAAAGACAGCUUAUCCAAGAGUCCAUACUCGUCUGUAGACCCAGCUCCUCCAAGUACUGAUAAUGAUGUAGGAAAAUUGAGUGAGAUUUUGAUGGAUGAAAAAAGGCCGUUGUACGAGAGGUACAGAGCUAUGUUCAGUUUGCGCAACUUGGGGACCACUGAGAGUAUUAAGGCAUUAGGAAAAGGUUUUAAAGCCAGCAGUGCUCUCUUCCGGCACGAAGUGGCAUUUGUUUUUGGUCAGAUGCAGGAUGAGAGAAGUGUGCCAUUCCUGAAAACUACCCUUGAAGACACUGCGGAACAUGAGAUGGUGAGGCAUGAGGCCGCAGAAGCUCUUGGUUCUAUUGCUACUGAGGAGUGCACUGAAGUUCUUAAAAAAUACCUCAACGACCCCCGCCCGGUGGUACGAGAGAGCUGCGAGGUGGCACUGGACAUGUCCGAGUAUGAGAACAGCCCGGAGUUCCAGUAUGCCAACACUUUGCUCACUGUGCAGGGUUGAUUUUAAUUAAGUACCUCACUGUGCAGGGUUGAUUUUAAUUAAGUACCUAUUGCUGCUAUACAAACGCGCAGUGAUACUGUUUCACAUUGGAUUUACUGCAAUUGAACACCAAAUACUAACUACUGGUAUAUGUUUUUACUCUUUAUUUGUAAAUAAAAAAUUAUCUUUCUUAAAAAAUGGUAGUUCGGAAUCCUUUAUCCUUUAUAUAACUUAAAUGCGAAAGUCUAUCUAGCUGUCUCUCUGUCUGUUCCGCUUGCUCGGCUAAAUCGCUGAACCGAUUUUUAUGACAUGUGGUAAUUAUGUAGUUAAAGAUCCCCGUUCAAACAUAUGCUACUCUUUUCAAAAAUUAACCUGUAAAAAUAACUAUAAUAGGGGGUGAAAGUUUGUAUGUAAAUCAUGUUUGUUUCGCUUUCUCAGAGUAGUUCACGCAGGCGAAGCCGCGUGCGUGCGUGAGCUAGUAGGAAAUUUUGAAUAAAAAUAAUACCAGUGGUAACAGUUUUCGAUAUUCGAUUGGAGUAAAUCGAAUAUUGACUAUAUGACGAUACCCCGGGGGCAUCAAAACUCAAAAUCGACAACGUAUCAAUGAUUUUUAUUGGGUUACCGGUGUCCAUUGACAGCGGUAUUUGCUUACCAUCAGGUAACUUAGUAAAUCAAAUUGUAAAAAUAGUUUGUAAAAUUGUAAUUGUAUUGUAAAAAUACAUAAAGCAUGUUUAUGGUUUUCUGACAAAUCUCUUAUUGGUUAUAAUACUACUACUAUUACUUGGUAGGCUCGUCUGUCUGUAUUAGUAGAGCGAGAUUUUCUUGUUUUAUUAUGUAAUAUAAUGGUUGCAUUAUGCAGUUUAAUUAUGUAAUGGUUGACAUAAUUAAAGCGUUAAGUCCAUCAGUACAUAAUUUUGUAUAAAGUUUCUAAUUCAAUUAUGUAACGUGUUUAAGUUCUAUGUAAUGAGUAAAGUAACUAAAACUGUGACACGAUAACUUUUAUUAAACAUAUAUUUUUAUUAAAUUUUAGUUAAAUUUUAUCAAGUGAAAUAGCCUAUUUUGCUGUCAUUAGUCUUUGGUAUGUCUAUACUACGCUUGACGCCUGUUUCGAAGUACAUUGCUGUAUUUACAUUGCGGUAAUGAAAAGCUCACAUUCAAAUUUCGCAAUGUAUAUUGAUUCGCGUCGGCAUCUGUUUCACGUUGUCGAUAGUGUGUAGCCGGCAUGAGAAGCAGUUACAUAAUGUACAUCGCGUUUGUCUAAAUCACUCAAUGGUGGAAAUAGUUUUGUACUAUUUUUAAAUUAGGUAUUUAUAGUAGGUAUUUGUAUUUUGAAUUAUUAAUUUUGUAAUUAUUUUCACUAAAUAAAUUUUGAGCUUUUAC